Molecule: messenger RNA, 583 nt
Organism: Chelonoidis abingdonii (Abingdon island giant tortoise)
Lineage: Eukaryota; Metazoa; Chordata; Testudines; Testudinidae
Source: RefSeq, a predicted model, not a curated record
AGAAGCCAUGGCUGCAGAGAGCCCCGUGGAAAGUCUCCAGGAGGAAGCAACAUGUCCCGUCUGUCUGGAGUAUUUCACAGAACCUGUCACUCUGGAGUGUGGGCACAAUUUCUGCCGAGCCUGCAUCAGCCAGUGCUGGGAGGGAUCCGAUACAGCCGCCUCCUGCCCUCAGUGCAGAGAAACUGUGCAGCAGAGAAACCUCAGGCCCAACAGGCAGCUGACAAACAUGGUAGAAAUCACCAAGCGACUGAGUUUACAGCCAGCAAAGGGAGCAGGAGGGGACGGGGUGUGUGGGGAACACCAGGAGGCUCUGAAACUGUUCUGUGAAGAGGAUCAAACCCCCAUCUGUGUGGUGUGCGACAGAUCCCGGGCUCACCGCGCUCACACGGUGGUUCCCAUAGAGGAGGCUGCCCAGGAGUACAAGGAAAGAAUCCAGGCCCAUUUGAAGACUCUUAGGGAAGAGAGAGAAAAGCUGCUGGGAUGGAAAGCGACUGGAGAAGGGAAUUGGCGAGAAUAUCUGGACGUCAGAGGCACCGCAAAGAGGCACGUAGCCCCUUCCCCGCCCCCACCUCAUACUUCUUGA